Molecule: messenger RNA, 9300 nt
Organism: Salpingoeca rosetta
Lineage: Eukaryota; Choanoflagellata; Craspedida; Salpingoecidae
Exons: 4
Coding region: 117-9221 (3034 amino acids)
Source: RefSeq, a predicted model, not a curated record
CGCCAACCUCUACACCCACAACCAACCGAACACAACAGCCAACCACCCAAACACCCAAACACCCAAACACGCAAUCUACCCACCCAGCGCCUCCCUGCGCUUCAAGCCCUCACUCAAUGGCCUGCUCCUUAACAGGAGCAAGAAGCGGCAGCGAUGAACGGCGAACAGCUGUGGUGCUGGUGGCCGUGGUGCCUGCUGGUGGGUUUGUCACAGUUGCAGCAGGCUACGUUGUAGGCUCCCUCCUGCUCUUCCUGGCCAUCCUCCCAGCAUCACCAAUCGCAAGCGCAGCUUCUGCCGCAGCACAAUGCGCAGGCAGGCCUGCCUUCUCCCCGUGUACAUGGAGAUCGUGCGUGCGCGGCCUGUGCAUGCCGGAUGACACCUGCGCCCCUGUUGGGCCCGCCCCAGUGAACGAUCUCUGCCACACCGCGUCGGCCGGCUUCGGCUUCUGCUCUUCAACAGCCAUCUGCGUCACCAGCGACUAUGAAUCAACACUGCAAUACCUCCCUGCCACGCUGCACACAACCUGGCCUCGCCAAGACCUGCUCUCCAUCCAGGAGCUGCUCUCCUCGGCCACACACUCUCCGCAACCGCCUUCAGCAGCGGCACCAUGCACACCCGGGGCCUCCUCCUCGACCUCCACGGGACCAAAAGAGGAUCGCUUCGCCGCCUUGAAGCGGCGCAAGAGGCUCCCAAUGGCGGUGACGAACCCAUCAGUCUUUGUUCCCGGAAAUCGCCUCACCCUUCGACCCACCACCAUCAUCAUCUCAGACCCCGACGCCCUCUUUCCUUCGUCUUCGUCUUCGUUUCCGUCCUCUUCGUCUUCGUCUUCAUCACUUUCGUCUGCUUCUUCUUCCACCACCGUGUCGCUGGCAAUCGGCGACGUUCCCUUGGCUUACGUUGGACAGCGCCAGCGCCAUCAGCUCGCAAGCACCCUUGCCAAGCUUCCACCUUCCAGCUCUGCCAAUGCCAAGAAUGAAAGCAAUAGCAACACCGCGCAGGUGCAACUCGUGGACCCUGCCGUGCGCAUCCUUCAGACGUCGCAAGAUCAUGUCCGCCUGGCAUUCAGCCUCGUCGUUGCGCCCGCGCUCCUCGCACUCACAAACAGCACCUCGCUGCCCGCCGUGGUCCUAUGCGAUCCUACGUCCGACACAACGUGCCUGCGAGCAACAUGUGCGCCAGCAUUCCAAUUGCCACGCGCACGUCCCGUAUCAUCAUCAUCUCGGCGCGUGGACUGCUCGCUCACGGUGCAAAGCGGCGCGCCCCCAUGCACACCACAUGCUAUUGUCGGCACGGCCACGACAACCGCCUUUACGCCGUUUUCUGCGCACUGGGCGCUUCACCUCCCGUCUCCGUCGUACACAGCCACCACCACCACCACGUCGACCAGCCCCACAGCAUCACCUCGUAUUGCUGGUGUGCAUCUCAACGUCACCGUGGACGUGACACCGCUACAGCUCUGGUGCGCGCAGUCUCAGGACAUCCGGGCUGCCCUCCUCCAUCCAGAAGCGGUACUUGGAUCCACCGCCAGCGCCACUGCACCGCACCCAUCUGUUGUUGCCGUGACGCAACGCAAACUAGAAGCAGGAGGAGGCAGAGGCAGCAUAACUGUUCGCCUCAAUCUGUCACGUACAGGCGUAUUGGCCCUCACUGGAGGUGGCGCUGUCCUCGUGCGUGUGCACGCAUCAGCUGGCUGUUGGGGCGCGUCACCUGUUGUUGCCCAGGCAGCGUCCGCCUUUCGCGCCUUCUUUGGUGUUGCUGCAUGGACAGACUUGACGCCGCAGCAACGCAGGCGCCGUGUCAUGAGCGACCUCCCUCCCCCUCUGCAAAAUAUCACAGGCACAACAGACGCUGACGUGUGCUCGCACACCGCAACCGCCAUGCUGUCAUCUGCAACACCAGCUGUUACCCUGUACCUCCACCUUGAGCGGUGGCGGUCACAUCAACAACGUGUGCAGUUCGUCACCAUUGACACCAACGUGUCAUCCCUUUCCCCCGCAACACCACCAUCGCCGCUCUCCAUCGCUCAUGUGACCCUUCUCGAUAUCCUGUCUCAUGAAGCAGCAGCAGCACCCAGACCAAAUGCUGGUUCAGCUUCACCAACACUGGUACAGCUUGGCGGCGCAGCAGCGCGUUCCGCUCCGCUGUUUGUCGCACGCCAACAGACUCAGCCACUGGUUCCACUGCACUUUCACGCGCAUGUGCUGGGGUCACCAUACGUCCAGUCCAUCAGCAGCAUCACGGGGAGCAGCGAUCCACCCAUCCUUCUCGCUGUGCGAGUUCACAUCUGGAGCGAGGCAGACGGUGCAUCGUGUUUUGUUGCCUUUGAUCAUGUGCAGUCGCAGUGGCACAUUAUCCUCUCCAACAGCACAAACAGAGAUGAUGCUGCUCCUGCUGUUCACGAUGAUGAUGCUGCUGCUGUUGAUGCUGAUGCUGAUGAUGAUGAUGAUGAUGAUGAUGAUGAUGAUAAUGAUGAUGAUGAUGAAGCUGUUGGUGAUGACGAUGAUGAUGACGAUGACUCGUCGCUGCCAAUCCUGAGGCGUCAUCUCGACACUGCCGGUGCUGCAGCGAUUCCGCUCUCCUGUGCCAUCACAGCAUGCCGCGACACCAGCGCGCAUGUGGCGUCGGCCCCACCAUGCAACACGACUUACACAGACGAAACGCAGUCGUGUUUGCAGUUGCGCAUUCCAGUCGGGUUCGGGGGCACCAUCAACGCCACCAUCCGUGUGCGCAACUCAUCCACUGUCGCUGCAUCUGUGUUGCAAGGUGACCUGGCACGAGCCGCCGUCACCGUACGCGUUGUCCAGCCCGUGCACGUCGCCAUCCGCACACCCUCACCCAGCCCUCUCAAUGCCACCGGUGGUGGCAUGGACGCUGCAAGCAACCACACCACUGGGACAGCAGCAGCAGUCGCAGCAGCACACCCGCUACUGCUUGAGACGUUGGAUUUUCAGCAAAUGGUGUGGCCGGUGAUCCCCGUGUGGGUGGAAGCCACUUUUCCGCAGCUCAGCAGCAGCCACCACAGGAGCAACAACAACAACAACAACAGCAGCAGCAGCAACGACAGCAGCAACGACAGCAGCAAAGAUGACAGCAACAGCAACGACGGCAGCAAAGACACUGACACAGAGAGCUUCCGUGCAGUACCCUGUGAUAUCACGGAAGACGUGUUGCCGUUAUUGCGCAUAUUUCCAGCAACCAGCGCCACCAUCACGAUGCAAACAGGGGCCGAUGCGGUGCUAGCACUCAAUGACUCUUUCCUGCAGCACUCGGGAACGCCUGAGGUGCAGGUGACAUUGCCCUCCGCACCGAAUGAUUCCCAAUCACAGUCACUUGCCGCUCUGCAUCUGCAACUACGCCCAUCCCAGCCCCAAGUACCAAGUACAAUCACUGCCGUUGCCUUUCCAGCACUGGGCACGACGCAAGCCGCACUUCGCGCCUGCUUGCUUCCGGGAGCAUCGUCAUCCAACGGUGAAUGCCCCCUCGAGGACAAUCAGCAGCAGCAACAGCAGCCGCGAACAGCCGCGCUGGCCACCAUCGCAGCCGGCCUUACGACGGCAACAUCAACGCUCGUGCCUCGCAUGCAGUAUGUUGUGUUUGUGGUGGCGCGUGUCGGUGCUGAGCCGGCGCGCUUGCUGCCGUCUCAUCGUCUUCGCUUGACCUUGACUGUGUCCGACGCAGUGGAGCCCAUGCCCCAUUUGGUGCUGGCACCCUCCACGUCCAGCGUGGGUCUUCCGCUUGCCGUCGCCAUCGCCCCUGAGGCUUCACCACAACCACCACCACCACCACCACCUGCAGAUGUUGGUGCCACCGUCCGCGCGCGCUUGCUCGUGCACUUGACCAGCACCACCAGCGAUCCCGCGCAGACACUGCUGCUGACAGCUCGCACCAUCUAUGUACAAACAGCAAGCGCAGACAGCAGCAGCAGCAGCAGCAGCAGCGGUGCCGCCAAUUUCACAACACCGACGACCACCCCCAUCAACACAAAUGCAACCGCAUCCACACAAGCAGCCACACCAACGCCUCCGUUGCGUCAGCACUUGACACUCGAGUCAUCCGCGCGCACAAUCGGAGUUGCACCACCUGCGCUGGCACGAGACGUUGUGCGGGUGGAAGAGGAGACGUGCUUGUUUGCAAACGCCACGCUUCCCAACAUCAACUCCGUCAUUAUCACCGCAGUAAACGGCGCUUGCGCUGAUGCAGUGCACGUUGAGCUUGAGGGCAGUGGUGCAAACGGCGAGGGUUUGGACACGACCGACAACCCCCAGCAAUUCCCCUCCGUCAUGGACCACGUCGCCUCAUCCACAGCCGCGAGGACCAUCACGCCAACAACGGUUGCCCGCGUUUCUGCGAUGCUGCCGUGUGCAGGCGACAUCACCAUGACAUUUGAGCUGCACACAGCUGAAGGCGUGCAUACGGCUUCCGCUCGUCUUGACAGCGUGUACACGCAAGUCGUGCCGCACUUGUCAGUGUCCUGGGCAUUGCCCUUGCCACCACACAUCCCGCUCAGCCAGCUGAACCCUCCUCUCGCUCAGCAACAGCAGCAGCAGCAGCAGCAGCAGCAGCAGCCAUUGUUUCAGUGGCCUGUGGUUGCAGUUCCUUCUUCACAACCGCAGGCAUCCCCGGACAUGCGGUUACGACCAGUGCUCUUGCGUGUGGUCGCGUGCGUCGUUGCCGCAAGCAACACCAGCGCCAAUGACGAUUGCUUGCUUGCGGGCAAUUGUGACCCACAACAGCAAGGGUGCGUUGCGCUGCCCAUGUCCAACUUGGAUGUGUCCGUUGCAUCCAGCGUUCUCUCCAUCACGUCCACGCCGCUCUCGCAGGAUACUGCAACGACAGCACCCGGCACCGCCUCUGUUCCUGCAUCGACGCCAUCGCCCCAGUCAACAUUACCUGACGCGCUCCUCCUCACCCACACUGGUGGCUCAUUUCAGCAGCAACAGUCAGUUGUGAUCAGUGUUCGCAUGACAGGCGCAAGCUCGUCCGCUGUUGUCGCUGAUGUGCAGGUCGUUCCUGAGCCAUCCACCAUUGCAGGACCAACGACACUUGUGCACCUGCAGCCUCACUUGGGUGACACUACACUUGCCUUUGUCGCUGACGUUGGAGAGCCAAAGCCGCUUCCUCUGCCCUUGGCGACGGCUAUGUUCUCGGACGGCACGCACAUCACUGCCAGCAUCCGCGCCCUGCAGCCCGCACUUGGGCUGGCGCUGCGCCCAUACAGGGCAGAGGAUCAGAUGUACUUGCUGGUCUCAAGCGACACGCAAACGGCAGCCCUGCGCUUGCCGCCGCCAAUCUCUGCACACUUGUACCCGAUCAUCACCAUUGCUGUUGUCGCUGCGAACGAGAUGGUGUCGCCCACACCGCCCAGUGCUGUUGGCACGUUUGCCCGCCUGCCACUUGCCGUAUUUGCACCCCAUCGCCUCUUUCGUCCCACGUGGCUUCUCCCAUCCACCUCCAUUCCCUUGUCCCCUGGAACAACUGCAGCUGAAGAAAUGAACGGCAGCGGUGACGGCACUGAUGUGCCUGCUGGCGGCGGUGGGGGCGGGGGCAAUCUCGGUCCCUGGCCUGCAUCUGCCGCCGUCUUGUCGUCUUCAACAACACCGCCCCCAGCAGCAACCACAACAGCAACGACAACAGCAACGACAGCGCCACCACCGACAACAACAGCACCAGUACCACCACCACCGCCACCGUCGACGUUAGGCAUGGUGUUGGCGUUUGAACAGCCAAGCCUGAGUGCGGCUGUCGGCGCAGUGUACUCGGCUUCCGUAGCCUUCGACCCAGCGUCACUUCAACUUGUUGAAGUGUUUGUACCACCUGGCAGCAUGCAACCCGUACGCCAUACGUGGUGGUGCGAUGCGACGGGUGGUGAGGCUGAGGGCAUACCGCUCAUAUAUCGGUCAAGGAACAUGACACAGUGCAACGCAGCUGGGCGAGUGGAAGCCGUGCUCGUGCUUGCUGCUGCCCCUCGCGCGGGGCUGGUUCGGGUUCUGGGACUUGCAUUCGCCAGUGCUGAACAGCCACAACCAUCACCAUCAGAAUUCACUGCAGUCUCCGCGCAUGUAUCUGUGGACAUUGUGCGCUCACAACCACUGGAUUCAGACAACAAUACCAGCAGCAGCAUGAGUGCGUCUGCCUUAUUUCGACAGGACCUCGUGUCGACUUCGCUGCCAAUUCGACUGGUGUCGUCCUCAGCUGCGAAUCCACAGCAACAAACCCACCACCAGCAGCCGCAUCAACGACAAAGGCGUGCAGUAUCGCAAGCUGGCGACAGCGGGCAAACAAUGACACGGUGCGUGCUGGACGUGAACGAGCACACCGGUAGCAACAGUAGUAGCAGCAGCAGCACAACCAGCACCACGGGCUCUGGUCGCAGCUGUCGGCGUGACGGUGCAGAUGUUGCAGCGUUUCUUUGCUGGCACUUCCAUCCAUCGUUUUUUGCUGGCAUGUGCGGGUUACGGCUACCGCUGGUGCAGGGGCGAACCGAGGCCCCAUCACUGGCCGUGGUCGCUGAUGUGACAGACGCCAUCACACAAGACCGCCCGCUCAUCGUGGGCGCUGAGCUCAUUGCGCUCGCGCCACAGGCAUCAUCACGGCGCAGGCGUGCUCUGCCAGCUGUUGAGCACAGCUGUGGACGCGGAAUGUACACGCACGCGCUGGUCAUAACGACGACGCUGUCGAUUGACACCGCCGCGAGCGCUGGUGAUGGCGUGGCUGUCUUUGCCGUGCUGUCAACCUCAGAAACGUACGCUGCCAUGUUGACUGCGUCCACCGUGAGCGGGUUUGUCACCUUCACCCGAUCAGGGAUCGUUGCACGCGCGCGUGCUGUGUCUUUGGCGUCAGCGUCGCUGGUGCAGACACGGGCGCAGUUGCAGCACUUUGCUGUGUGCGUGCGCCUGCGGACGGACACUGCUCCCUUACCGCUGAGCACGGCAGCGUUUGCUGUCAUCGACGAUGCACUUGAGGACAGAGUAACGUGGGCGAGCGUCCCACUCGGUGAACGCGGGGACGAACGAGUCCAGCUCCCCACCCGGUCUUCUGCUGUGGGUGUGCAAGUUGUGCCACCAGAGCAGCUGCUGCCGUUGGCUGCAGGCACCCUCGCGCCCGCUUUCCUGCGCUCGUUCAGCACGCGUGACAGCACGACGGGCCCGUCGAUUGCACGUCACACGUCUUCGCUGGUUGUGCAGCGCAUUGACACGACGUUGCUGCUGCAGAACGCGUCAACGUCAACUGUGAAUCCGUUUUCUGUUGGGCAGCCGUAUGUUGUCUUAUCUCCAAACACGGCCCUCACCGCAACGCCAGAGCUUGCUGCCUCUUCUGCUGUCGCUGCUACAAUCCGUGCAUUUGGCAUGUGGGCGAAGGUGACUGUUCCAGUAGUGCAAAGCACCCAAGUCCCAGCUAUGCCUUCAUAUUCAGCCCGCAUUCUUCCUGUCCUUGGGGGCAUGGCCACAGCGUCGAGCGGGGCGUUACAGCUGGCGCUGUUCGGUGGAUCUUGCACCUCCUUGAACCGCUCGCGUUGGGAUACGGCUGCGCGGCUCACGCUGGACGUCGAAACAAAGCGGGUUGUGUUUCACGAGGCAGUGCGCAUUCAUGACGGCCGCACCCCAGCCGUUGGAGCAAGCCUGUUUGAUGCUAUCUUGCAAGACACGUCAGCCCCAACACGUCACGUCUCACAGACGCUCGUCUUUCAUCUGGCGUCUGCGCCACAUGUGGGAACGCUGUGGUUUCACAUUGCCGUCACCAUUGGCCCAGACUUUGGAGCUGGGCUGUGGCUGGAUGGGUACCGCGUUGCACAUGCGCCUUCCUUAUUGUCGGGCGUUUGCGCACACCCCCUGCUUCCGCCGCUGCACAACGUCGGUGGCAGCCUGUGUGGUGCAUCGCCACCACCAGCAGUGCCAGCUCCACCACACGUGCCAGCAGCAACAGCACCGCACUUGCUUGUUGCCUCUGCAGAGACGCUGCGCGUGUAUGGUGAUGAGACCGGGUCUGAUGGUGCCCCGGGCUCAGACACAUCGGGGCCACGCCUCGCUUGGUGUGGGGCUUGCGGCCAACGCAACUGGACGUCGUUUCAGCGAGUGCCUCUGACCUUACAGCUGGCGCGUGAGCGUGCUGGGAACAUGUCGUGCGACGCCCUCGACGCUGUUGCUGAACUGGUGCUGUUGAGCAUCAGCAACAGCACCAGCGUUCCCGUGCACAGCCUUGCACUGACGAAUCUCACGUGCAGCCACGUCGCCAACAAUGUGUCGCUGUCCACUGUGUUGUACGUUGUACUCGAGGCCUCUGAGGACCCGCAGGAGAGAGGAAACAUGACAUCGCCCUCCAUCAGCGCGAUCUCGAAUUUACCGGAUGGACUGUGUUUGGCGCUGAGCCUUCAUCAGGCAUCGACUGUGAGGUGUGCUGGCUUCGCAGGACCCACGAGACCACUGCACUUUUCGUCCACGACAUCAACGAUGACUGCGUCAUCCAGAUCCACGGCAUUCCCAAGCUCCGCAGGGGAGACCACUUUUACUUGGGUGACCUUGGUGCUGAUUCUGGCACUGAUCAUUGCACUGAUUGUGGCCAUUAUACUUCUGGCAAGGCGAAAGAAGCGGGAGGUGUUGAUUGUGCCCAGUGACAUGGGAUGGACCAAGUCUGACCCGGCCUUCCUGCACCAAUCCCACUUCUCAGCGUCGUCGCCGCCCUCACACAGCCACCAUUAUCGUCGCUACACCACCACCCAUGACCAUAACAGUGGCACCCUCGCCUUGUCCCCGUCUCUGCACCCCCAGCAGUCGGCCACAAGCACAAGCCAUGUGGUGCUGACACGCCCUGACGGCUCCACUGUGGCCCUUGUAGCCAGUCCCGUGCUGCUGCGCGAGGCACCGAACAAGAACAGGGUGGGCAGUGCCUUGGUUGGCAGUGGCGAAGCUGUCGAUGAUGGGUUCGACAAUACGCCACCCGCCCUCGUUGCGUUUGGGGAUCCAAAACUUGGUUCGUUCAUCGGUGUGAGCGUGGACAGUGCACAGCGCCGCCGCCACCGAAGCAAGCUCCUUCCAUACGAACACGACGUCAACGGUGGUGAUAACAGCAGUGAACACGCGAGCUUUGAGCUGUUACCUGGCACGCCGGAUGACCGUCAACAUGCUCGCAAUCACCGUCCGCUCCACCAUCCACAACGCCGACAACGCCAGCCACAUAGUCAGCGGCAAAGUGCUCAUCCUCGUUAUGCUUCAACCCAUUUCUAGAUUUGUGACGUUAUUCCUUUCGCAUGCAUGCGCCCCCUUUGAUUGUUCAAAAUAAUAAUAAUGAAAAAAAAAUAACCCA